This is a messenger RNA of Rhodofomes roseus, 1071 nucleotides long. RefSeq lists its product as uncharacterized. The record is from RefSeq and is a predicted model, not a curated record. NCBI's taxonomy places the organism in Eukaryota, Fungi, Basidiomycota, Agaricomycetes, Polyporales, Fomitopsidaceae. The transcript has 4 exons. The coding region runs from base 214 to 819 and encodes 201 amino acids.
UCUUCGUUUAAGCACGGGCAGCGCCCCCCACAGCAGCGUGCUUCUGCUCCACCAGCCAUGCUGCAUCCUCACAGGACGGCCUUUUGGUGGUCCUAUAUGGCUGUCUUCAGCCUCGCUAGGAGGUACAUGUCCUCCGAGCGCACUGCCUACUACAUCACGGUUUCGUGUCGACAGAUUCUCUAAUACUCCUCACUUCCGAAGAUAUCGCUCAUCAUGUUUGUUUCCGCCGCUCUCCCCGCUGCUCUAGUGGCUGGCGUUCUCGCCUCCCCCGCGGCCGCUGCUUUGUCGGCUCGUCAAGACCCCUGCACCGCCCUCGGCGCGGGCGCAUCCAGCUCGCUCACGUACACCUUCCAGCUGGAGGUCGCCAACGCCUCUGCGACCGACAGCGCCGCCAGCGGCACGCUCGCGCUCAUGAACGGUAGCUCAGACGGCCUGUGGUGGUUGAAGGAGAUCCAGCAGAACAGCACGGGGACGUUCUCGGGCUGGACGCUUCAGUCCGGCGCCCUCAUUCCGACGCUGAGCUCGAAUGACAGCGGUUUGGUUGGUAGUGACAUGCCUGUCCCUUCAGGUUCCAUCAUCCAGUUUGCGGUGACGAACAACGGCUCCGCCAACGCUGGCGCGGGCCAGACGCCCUACUGCGCUGUGUCGGACGCCGGUGGACAGGCUGCUCUUGCUGUCAACGGCGAUGCGAACUCGUUUGCGGUGUGCCAGGCGCCGAGCCUUGACUGGGUUCUGGUGUACGCUGCAUCGAGCGACAACAACGGCACUUACACAUUCGAUACCUGCGAGCAGCACUACAUAUACCUUACCCAGGCCUAAAUCAGAUACGCUAGGGACUUCGUCAGGACUUCAGGACUUUCAUCCAAGUAGUAGCCUACGUUGAAUGUGUGCGCUAUUACUGAGUGUUGCUACUAGUAGUACUGUAGUACCUACUACUGCUCACGGCGAUGAUGAUGUACUUGAUGGUCCCACUGAGUUCCAGAGAUGUCUUUCAUCGACUCGCGACUCGCACAAACCGGGUGCUACGACCGCCUGAGACCUGCGAGAGACAAGUGCAUAGACACAUACGAG